AUGAGUUACGAGGACACUCACUCAUACACGAACGAAAAGCCGCAAUCCAUGGUUCUAGGACACGAACGUCGUAGUUCUGAAAAUGAUGGAGGUUUUAGGCCAAGCUUUAAACAAAAGUUCCGCGUGCCGCUAGCGAAGCAGAUCAUCACCCAGAUUCUCAACGAGAGAUUGGAGAGAGCCAUCUAUGACAAAGAUCAAGCCCCUCUUUGGGCUCGUGAAAUUGCGGAAGAAAUUAAAUUCAAGUUAUUGGGUAAAUCGGUUUUUGUCAGGCACGAGUCGCACCAUUUUGGUUACGUUGCGUAUUAA
Messenger RNA from Acaulospora morrowiae, 306 nucleotides. Lineage: Eukaryota; Fungi; Glomeromycota; Glomeromycetes; Diversisporales; Acaulosporaceae. The record is from the annotation of a GenBank genome assembly.